ACAUAAAAAAUACAGUGAACGUUGCCGUAAAUAAUUACGUAAAUGCUGUAAACACUAUGAAGGAGUUGUUGCCGAAGGAGAAGGGUGCGAUAAUGGAAGGAGUGCAGGAUGGAAAGAACGGUAGUGGAGUGGAGGGGAGUUUAGCAACAAAGUUACAGGAAGCUGUGACGGAUGGAGUGGAGGGUAUGAAGGAGUCAUUGGAGUACUACAACGGAACUACAGUUAGUGAACUAAACAAGAAGAUGGUAAAAGUGAUGGAGAGAAGUAAGAAUGUAUCUGUGGCAGUGCAAGAUCAGUUAUGUGUGAGCAAGGAGGAAGGUACUGCUGUGAAUGUACAAAUAGUGCUUAUUCUUGGAGGUGUUGUGAUAGGAGUCAUCAUGUCUAUAAUAGUAUAUUUUUGCAUGAAGUACGUAAGGAGAAGGAGGAGAAAUGUGGGACCCGAAGCUGUAUGGAGGAAGGAACAGGGUUGUCUGAGAAGUUGCGGGGCAGAUAUGAAAGGAAUUUGGGAGGAGCUUGCGGUUACAAGGGCUAACUGCUGUAAGAAGGUGGAGGAGUGUCCAGAAACAUUUUACGAAGUACCUGACGGAGUGGCGAGGAUUUAUGAUGAGGUGGAUGAGGAGGAGGUACAAGACGGAUGUGCGAAGGAUUCAAGGAGCCAAAAAGAUAGUACUACGAAAGGUGAUGUGAUGGAGCAUUUGCAGGAUGGAGCAUGGAGUUUGAAACAAGCUAAGAACGAGAGUGUAAAGGACGGAUUGAAGAAUGUAGAGACCAGGAAGGAUACCGUAAAUAAGAUGAAAACUGGCCUGUACAAUUGGAAUUAUGUGGAAAGGAUGGAUAGAGAUAAGAUUGUGGGAGAAGAGAGCAUAACUAACGUCAAGGAUGGAGACAUUGAAGUAUGUAAAAGCAUCAAGGACGGAGAGAGUGAUGUAUGUAAACCCGUCAAGGAAGGAGAGAAGAAGGAUGAUAAAGUCCUAGCUCCAUUAAAUGAUGCAUGGAGUCCAGAGAAGUGUAAGGAGGUACGUGUGGAAGUAACUCCUACUUUACUGCCAAGAAGAAUUUCAUUUUCCGGUAAUAGGGUGUCAAAUGAAGGAGUGGGAACCCGGAUUUAUGUAAAUGGAGAAGAUGCGUUAAAUCUUGAAUGUGAGAAGGAGAAGGAUAGUGAUGUUGGUGGGUCUAAAGAGAAUAUUGGAGAUACUGCAGAUAACGUGACGAUUGUAGAGAUUGAAGAAGAUAUAAAGCUGAAUGAACGGAACGAUAUAGAUCCAGACUUAGUUUUUCAAGAGAUGAAAACUUUAGAUGUUAGUGGAGCUAUAGCGUAUGUAGAAAGGAUUCAGGGGAACGGAGAUAAGAAACUGGAGAGAGUACUGAAAAGGUUGGAGCAAGAUGUGAGGAAGGAGAAGGAAGAAGCUGGGAUAUUAUCUAAGCGUAUACUGGAUCUAAGUGAGAAGGAUGGGAACCUGAGAAGGAGUGCUCGUAUACAAUCAAGGCAUGAGAAAAAAAGUUAGAAUGCUAAACCGGAGACAAGAAGUUAUAAAUCCAUUCAAAAAAAAUCUUGUUUAUAUUUCAAACUUCUUGUAAAAUGUACCAGACUUGAGAUCGUUGUUUUGAAUUUUUUGUUUUCGUUUACAUUAUGAAAAAAAUAAGAAAAUGUAAAUAAAUGUAUAGUGUUGUGAUUUGUGCAUUUGUCUUUAAUGCGUAUGUAUUUAUAGACGAGUGAAAACUGGACGUACAGAAUUUAAAGUGUGUUUAUUUUAAACUGUAGGAUUCAUAUUUAAACAAAUUUGCUAUGGAUUAAGAAAAUAUUUGUUAAAUUUAAAAAGUUUAUAGGGACAGGUGAUAAUGUUUACAAGCGGGUAUCUAUAUAUUUACUUACAUUUUUGGAAAUGCGUGAUUUGUUUUUCAAUUUAUUUUGCGAACAAGUCACAAAUCUUAGAAACGAACAUACAACGUAGCAAAGUAAUAUAAUACAUGGUUUUUAAAAAAAAUGCAAUUUAAACAUUCAUAAUAAUUAAUUAUCAAUUUAUUACGUUACAAGAGACACGAUACAGUAACAAACAUAAAAGAUUGCAAUGUUACGUAGCACAUGGUUCAACUUAAAAUUAGGCGUAAUAUUAAUAUUGAUUGUGAAUUUUAUUUUAAUUUUUGUUUUUAGUUUGUUUUUAUACAAAAAAAAUUUAUACAAAAAGGUCAUAAUACAAUGAGUUGCAAAAU
Eurytemora carolleeae is the source of this 2211-nucleotide messenger RNA. RefSeq lists its product as uncharacterized. The record is from RefSeq and is a predicted model, not a curated record. Lineage: Eukaryota; Metazoa; Arthropoda; Copepoda; Calanoida; Temoridae. The coding region runs from base 57 to 1505 and encodes 482 amino acids. The transcript has 4 exons.